This is a messenger RNA of Notodromas monacha, 1809 nucleotides long. NCBI's taxonomy places the organism in Eukaryota, Metazoa, Arthropoda, Ostracoda, Podocopida, Cyprididae. The record is from the annotation of a GenBank genome assembly.
UACUUGAAGGGCAGCAAGGAACGCAUCGAGUUGGAGGCUGCCCUAAACAAGUAUGCAAAUCAGGUCGAAGAAAUACCCAUCGUUAUCGGUGGCGAGAGACUCAAGAGCCCAGAGGAGCUCAGCGUCACCUGUCCCCACGAUCACGGGAAGAAGCUGGCCAAGUUUUAUCGAGCCUCGUCUGCAAUGAUUCAAAAAGCAAUUGAUGUUUCGAUGAAAGCCCGAGUUGGUUGGGAAGCCACCCCGUUGAAGGACCGGAUUGACGUUUUUCUCAAGCUCGCCGACCUGUGUGCCAAUAAGUAUCGACAGGACUUGAAUGCCACGACGAUGCUCGGUCAAGCCAAGACGAUUGUACAGGCUGAAAUAGAUGCCGCUGCGGAACUCGUGGAUUUCUAUCGCUUCAACUCGUUCUUUGCCAAAGAGUUGACCAAGUAUCAGCCCAUUAGCCCAAAUCCCUCUGAGACGAGGAAUACGAUGCGAUAUCGUGGAUUGGAAGGUUUCAUUGCUGGCAUUUCGCCAUUUAAUUUCACCGCCAUCGGAGGGAAUCUUGGGGCGUCUCCAGCAAUAAUGGGAAAUGUGAUCUUAUGGAAGCCAUCUGAGACAGCGCUGUUGUCCAACUGGGUAAUUUUCAAGAUACUGGAGGAAGCUGGUCUGCCGCCGGGUGUGGUGAACUUCGUACCCUGCGACGGCCCGGUUUUCGGGAAAACAGUGACAACCUCCCCUCACCUUGCCGCCGUCAACUUUACCGGAUCUGUCGCGACGUGGAAGUGGUUGUCGCGAGCAGUUGGCGAGAACCUGGACAAAUACACGAACUACCCACGCUUGAUCGGCGAGUGUGGUGGCAAAAACUACCAUUUGAUUCACCCGUCGGCUGACUUGAAUUCCGUCGCGCCGUCCACGUUGCGAUCUGCGUUUGAAUAUGGUGGUCAGAAAUGUUCAGCUUGUUCAAGAAUCUACGUUCCGCAGUCGGUUUGGCCAACAUUGAAGGACAAACUGCUUGCGCUUCACAAAGAAAUUGUGAUUGGAGACCCAACGGACCCGAAAACGUUCUUCUCUGCUGUUAUUGACAGGGCAUCUUUCAAUAGAAUCAAGAAGUACAUCGAUUAUGCGAAAUCAAAGCACGAAAUCAUUGCUGGAGGAAAAUAUGAUGACAGCAAGGGCUAUUUCAUUGAGCCUACAAUUGUGGUUGUGAAUGAUCCAAAUGACAAGCUGAUGAAUGAGGAGAUCUUUGGACCCGUUUUGUCGGUGUACCCAUUCCCAGAUAAGAUGGUGGACAAGGACAUUUUUGAAAUUGUGAACAAAGUACCAUUUGGCCUGACUGGAGCAAUCUUUUCUCAGGAUACCAAGUAUUUGCAGAAAGCUCUGCAAGAACUGAAGAUGUCAGCAGGAAACUUCUACAUUAAUGACAAGUCAACAGGAUCAGUUGUUGGACAGCAACCAUUUGGGGGUUCAAGAAUUUCAGGAACGAACGACAAAGCUGGCGGACCGCAUUACAUGCUGAAAUGGGCCAGUCCUCAAGCAAUAAAGGAGACGUUUGUGCCAUUACCUGAUUUGCAUUAUCCAUAUAUGAAGGAAUGAAAUUGUGAGAAAGAAGACAAGCGCUCACAAAGUAAGUUUCGUAUGUGCCAACUGUGAGCUGGUUGCGCGGAAUCCCGCAGAGUCCUGUGAAACUCACCUUCAGCUGGAUCUGGAACAAGCAGAAAUGACAGUUCAACACGUGGUUGGGUUUCAAGAGCUUUCUUGAGUGUUGUUCCGUGAACGUUGUGCGAUAUGCUACUGUAAUACAUUUCAUUUACUGUACUCAAGUUUCAA